AGCAGCUCUCCCUUAUCCAUGACAAGCACAUACUCACUUUUCCAUCAAAACCGCCAUUACCAAGUUCUUUCUUUCUCUUUCUCUCUCUCUCUCUCAAAUUAGAGAAGAAAGAAGCCGUUUCCUGUUGAUAUCCUAAAGAUAGGGAAAAGGGUAACAGAUACUCACCGGACAUUGUUAAGGAUUUCUUCUUAGUUUCUUUUCCCAAACCAAUCGGUUUUACUUUAGAAAUCUUUGUUCGCAAAUCUAGAAAAAAUGGUUUCUUUGGUUUCUCGUACGGGAAGACACUUGCAGCGCUACAGAGAUGGCCGUCGGCUUGUCGUUGGAUGCAUACCUUACAGAUACAAGAAUGGGAAGCAUCCUUCAUGUGAAAACUAUAACACCAUCGAUGAUGAAGCCGAAUUGGAGAUCCUUGUAAUCACUUCACAAAAGGGUCACGCCAUGCUGUUCCCUAAGGGAGGUUGGGAAUUAGAUGAGUCAAUUGAAGAUGCAGCCUUGCGUGAGACGGUAGAAGAAGCCGGUGUGAAAGGCAAAGUUCAGGGUAAAAUUGGUGAAUGGUCUUUCAAGAGCAAAAGGUAUAACACAUUCUAUGAAGGUGUUAUGUUCCCCUUGCUUGUGAAAGAGCAACUUGACCUUUGGCCUGAGAAGAACCUGCGCAAACGGAUAUGGAUGACUGUGGCUGAGGCUAGAGAAGUAUGUCAACAUUGGUGGAUGAAGGAAGCACUAGACAGAUUGGUUAGACGCUUGAUGCAACAAUCAGAGGAAGAAGACAUAAUAACCAUAUCAAGUUCUUUAAGCAGCGACGAGGAAGUAUCGCCUUGUGCUCUAAGCUAGAGAAGGAAGGAGGCUCUGUAGUUUUUUUUUUUUUUCUAACUUUCACUGCCUAUUGGAAGAUUUUGAGGGAACUAGAUCAACAGACAAGAAAAGAGAAAACAGAGUUUUAUCGAAGAUGAACUAAUCUUGCGUUGACCUGUUGGUUCAUGUACACGAUUGUUAAUUUCCAAUUACAGUGCAGGUUAGAAAUUUCCUGCUUUUCUUAAAUCUCCUCUUCGGACUUCUGGGAAAACCCCAUCUGGGUUUAAACCCAAAAAUCAAAUUGUACAUAUUCUCAGCUCCACUUUUUGAAUCUGAAUAAAAUUUUAAAAUUUUCCA
Messenger RNA from Macadamia integrifolia, 1149 nucleotides. RefSeq names its product nudix hydrolase 18, mitochondrial-like. The record is from RefSeq and is a predicted model, not a curated record. Gene Ontology annotation, cellular component: cytoplasm; nucleus. Bases 253 to 831 code for a protein of 192 amino acids. Lineage: Eukaryota; Viridiplantae; Streptophyta; Magnoliopsida; Proteales; Proteaceae. The transcript is spliced from 5 exons. Gene Ontology annotation, molecular function: pyrophosphatase activity.